AUGAACUUCCUCCGACGCCGUCUCUCCGACAGCAGCUUCAUGUCCAACCUGCCCAACGGCUACAUGACAGACCUCCAGAGGCCGGACCCAGCUGCUCCUCCUCCCGCCACCGCCACCGCCACCUCCCCUUCCCAGCAAGGUGCACCCCCAGCCACGGCGCUCGCACCUGCCCUGUCCCCGACCAAAGCUCCAGCACCGUCCCAGGCGCCCGCCAGCUCCCCCGCAGCUCAGGAGCGGCGUGCGAACCAGCCGGUUCAGCAACCUCAACAGGCCCAGACCACCUCCUCCUCCUCCAGUGGCUCCUCUGGCUUCUUCAGCUCCUUCAGCUCCAUCAGCUCCAUCACCAAUGUGGUCAAACAGACGGCCGCGACCGCCGCCGGGUUCGUGGAGCAGUCUGCUCCGUCUCCCUCGCUCUCCAAGAGGUUCAAGAUCCUGUUGGUCAUUGAUGAGCCACAGCAUGAGUGGUCCAAAGUGUUUCGGGGAAAGAAGGUCCAUGGAGAUUACGACAUCAAAGUGGAGCAGGCUGAGUUCUCGGAGGUCAACCUCGUCUCACAUUCAAAUGGAACCUGUAACGUGGACAUGCAGGUCAUCAGGAGCGGGACCAAAGUGGUCAGGUCUUUCAAGCCUGACUUCGUCUUGGUGCGCCAGCACGCCUUCAGCAUGGCCCAGAACGAGGAUUUUAGGAACUUGAUCAUCGGUCUGCAGUACGCGGGCGUCCCCUCAGUCAACUCUCUGGACUCCAUCUACAACCUCUGCGACAAACCCUGGGCUUUUUCCCAACUGAUCAAUAAUCAGAAGAGGCUGGGUUCAGAUAAGAUCCCUCUCAUUGAUCAGACUUUCUACCCCAACUACAAAGACAUGAUUACAUCACCAAGUUUCCCAGUGGUGGUGAAGAUCGGACACGCCCACUCUGGAAUGGGAAAGGUCAAAGUGGACAAUGUGAGCGACUUCCAGGACAUUGCCAGCGUGGUGGCCAUCACUCAGACCUACUGCACCACAGAGCCAUUUGUAGACGCCAAGUACGACAUCAGGGUCCAGAAAAUCGGCGCUGACUACAAAGCAUACAUGCGAACAUCCAUCUCUGGUAAUUGGAAGAGCAACACCGGAUCUGCCAUGUUGGAACAAGUAGCCAUGACUGACAAGUAUAAGCUGUGGGUGGAUACCUGCUCAGAGAUCUUCGGAGGGCUGGAUAUCUGUGCCGUCAAAGCCAUCUGUGGCAAGGAUGGUAAUGACUACAUUACUGAGGUCGUGGGUUCGUCUAUGCAGCUGAUUGGUGAUCACCAGGCAGAGGACCGCCAGCUCAUCUCAGAGGUGGUGUUGGCUAAGCUGAGCCAAGCGCUGGCUGCCAGGACAUCUAGUGCUUCACGCUCACCUGCUCGCUCCCCUCAAGGCCAGAAGCCAACUACUGUGCAGCCCCAACAGAGUGCUGCCCUUAAGGAAGGACUGGCAGAUCCAAACAGGACCUCCGGCCAGCGCCCUCAACCUCAAGGUGCACCAGUGAAAUCAAUGAGUGUGGAUGCAUCAUCAGAGUCAGCUAAGAGAGCAUCUGAACCGGUACCAAAGCCCAGCCAGGUCCAGAAACCUGGUGCAGGUCCAGCUCAGAAACCAGCUCAGGCUCAGAAGGGCCCGGUCCAGAGGGCCGCCUCAGUCUCAAAGCCUCCAGUGCCGAGGCCUCCGCCGCCAAUGACGAGAGCCACAUCUGUCGCAAAGUCAGCCCCAGAUUCUGCUUCCGCCCCGGCCAGAGCUUCACCAUCAUCCCCGGCUAAAACAGCCGCCGCCGCCGCAGUUGCUCCACGCUCUCCCCCAACCAAAGCAGCAGCACCCAUGGCUCCGGCUCCGGCUCCGGCUCCGGCUCCGGCUCUAGCUCCAGCCUCGGCCCCAGCCCCAGCCUCGCCCUCAGCCUCAGCCUCAGCUCCUACCACAGAGCAGCCCAAGCCCCAGCCUCAGGGCUCCCCAUCCCCAGCUCCUGGCAAACCAAAAGAGCUGCCCCCCAAACCCGCACCCCCUGCAAAGCCCAUCCCUCCUGUACGCAGGAAUUCAAAGCCUCAGCUCCAGCCAAAGCCACAAACCCCGCCUCCUCUCAAAGCUUCCCCUAAACCCCAGCCCCCCGCCCCAGCACCCACUCAGGCCUCAGAUACUGCCUCAGCCCCCGCCCCAGCACAGGUUCAGUCCCCGGCCAAGGUCAGCCAGUCCCCGCCAAACGUCCAGUCUCCAGCUAAGGCUCAGCCCCAGGCCAAGCCGGCCUCUCCUUCCCAAAACCCUGAGCCUGAAGGUGAAGCUGAAGCUGCCGCGGCUGAGGCAGAGGGCCUUGUGGAUGAGCAGCCAGGAUCCCAGCAAAAGGCCCAUCCUCUGCUGAAUAAGUCCCAGUCUCUGACCAAUGCCUUCAACGCCUUCAGCGACUCCUCAUUCUUCCGCGGGGUCUCAACAAGCACCGGAGGCGACGGCCAAGACGAGGCCAAGGCCGAGACCAUUCGCAACCUCCGAAAGUCCUUCGCCAGCCUUUUCUCUGACUAGACAUAACCCAACCGUAGUCAGCCCCUUAUUGAUCCCCCCCAACCCCCACCCCCUUUUACCGCUGGCCAGUGAUGACUUGAUUGACAUUAAAUGUGAACCAGUCUGAGAUUAAACUUUGUGUGUUAACUGUACUGUAUUCCCUCCGUCCCGGUCCCCCUACUCCUCCACUUUCAGCUUCUCUGUGUGAGUAACAGUGAGGCCUGCUGGGUAGGAUGUUCAGCGAAUGAUGCCGCGCCAGAAUAAUUGGACUGAAGGAGUUACGUCAUUGAUAUAGAAAUAACAAAAAUAUUUAUUUUUCCCAGAGCAAACUCUUUCUGAAGUAUAUAAAAAAGUACAAAACUACAGAUGGAAUGUACAUACAGUAUAUAUAUAUUUAUAUAUACUAUAUAUAUACAUUAUAUGAAUACAAACAUAUAUAACUAUAAAGGGAGAUAAGCCAAUAAUAGAAAAAAAUAGCACUUUGUCAGUGACAUAACUCUUUCAUUCACUGGCUGGAUUUAUACAUAUUUUAAAAACGAAUCAGACAUUUGAUGGUUUCCUCCACAGUGAAUCAGUUUUGGUCAGUAAGUGAAAGUAUGUGAAAGUAUGUGAGUAAAAACGUCUUUAUGGAUUUGUUCCUGUGUAAAUCCAGCCGUUGUGUCUCUGGUCCUUGGCUACUGACCACUGGGCUCAUCAUCGCUGCCCCUUCUUUUUGUCUCCAAGCCUUGAAGUUCAUUGUCGUGUGAGGGAGUCGGAAAUCUGUGUAUGUUCAUCUGUGUUCAGUUGUUAUGCAUGGCUCCUCCAAGUGGCUCGGUGUGACGUUUGGAGCAGAAGGGAGCUCUAUCAGUGUUGAGUUUUGCCCUCCGUUGCCUCUCUCUACUCUCUCUCUCUCUACUCUCUCUCUCUCUAGAUGUUGUAGCCUUAUUGUGAACAUGUUUUCAAUUCAGCUACGUUCGUUAGCUGUGCGGACCUGGGUCGAUUACAACUCGAAAUUCAUUCAUUUACUUCACGCGUUUGAUUAAGCAAACUGUUGGGGGCAAGAUUGAUUGCAGCUGUUGUAGUUGUGGGAGCACUGGGAUCGAGCCGAGUGCACCAGAGUGAAUAAAUCAAUCCUCAAUAGUAACUGAAUGCAUUUCAAAGAGUAAAAAAGACUCACGUCUGUAGCUGUGACUGGUGAUUUCUUGUUUCACCUCUGUGUAGAUCUAUCAACAGUAUUGUAAUUUGUUGAUUAUUCUCAUGAAAAGACAUUGAGACAGUAGUGCAAUAACACCUCGACGUGACUGUUGAGCGCUGUCACCCUAUUAUAAAUAUGAAUAUGAUCAUACAUACAGGACCUGUGUAUCUGUUGAAUACCGUACUCUUACAUUCCCUUUAAGAUUCCUUUCAGUCGCGACUUUCCAGGUUGCUUUUUACUGCAGUCAGACGCCGGGUUUCAGAUUAAUAGGCCAUAUUAAACUGUUGGUUUAUCCUGUUUGUGUUGUGGGCUGAAUUUAAGGCAACCUGGAAUGAACCCAGUACCUUGACUGGUCAUUUUCAGUUGAGCUGCUGCAUUUCAAGUUCAUAUGUGUUAAAAAAACAAAAAACAAAAACAAUCUCAACAUGUAAGAACCCGCAUAUCAACCUGUCUGCUUAUCCAUUUCCAGUACUAUGUUGCAAGUAGAUUAUGACAUAUUGUAUUUGUAUGUAUGUAUGUAUGUAAGUGUCAUCUCAGGAGUUUAUUUUUUGUAAUAUAUUGAUUGAUUUAUUUAUUUUUUUGAGGCUCCAUAUUUAUGGUACAGUAUAUAUUGUUUGUUUUGUAUUGUGUUUUUAUUUGUAACGCAAUACUGCUUUGCAUGAUCUGGUGACUGAUGAUGUUUUUUUUCCUGUACAGAUAAAAGUUAAUAAAGAUGUGGUUCCAUCAUUCCACUGAUUCACCAAGUAACAUUCA
This is a messenger RNA of Sebastes umbrosus (honeycomb rockfish), 4420 nucleotides long. RefSeq names its product synapsin IIb (gene syn2b). The transcript is spliced from 13 exons. Gene Ontology annotation, cellular component: synaptic vesicle; synaptic vesicle membrane. Lineage: Eukaryota; Metazoa; Chordata; Actinopteri; Perciformes; Sebastidae. The record is from RefSeq and is a predicted model, not a curated record. Gene Ontology annotation, molecular function: ATP binding. Gene Ontology annotation, biological process: neurotransmitter secretion. Bases 1 to 2514 code for a protein of 837 amino acids.